AGCCCCGGACGCGAAAAGUAAAUGGAAACGCGGUUUCAACGCGUCUCCUUCCAAAGCCAACAACACCGGUCCCGACUCAGAAUACCAGAAAUCAAAAGCAUGAUGGAGUUCCGAAUCUAACAGCGCCGGCACUGAAUGUCUGAACUCGUAAUCAGAAUCUCAAAUUGACAGCAUGGCGGCGACGUCCAUCGUCUCGCGGCCGCGGCCACGGCCAGCGCACACCCAGGGCACCACGCGCUGCGCAUACACGCCCGACGGCACAAAGCUGGUCACGGUCGGCUCCAACAACACCAUCCGUCUCUACAAGACGGGGUUCGACGGCGAACCCACAAACAUCGACGACUGCCAGGAACAGAACCUGGCCCUUGCCACGAGCAACGACUUCUUCAUCGCCGGCGCCGAAGAUGGCACCGUCAGCUACUACUCGCUCGAGCAAAACAUGUUCGACAAGUUCCUGCUCCGCACCGCCCUGCCCGUCCGCGACGUCGCCGUCUCCCCCGACAACAAGUGGUGCGCCGUGGCCAGCGACGAGCUGACCGUCAAGCUAGUUAGCAUCGCCGACAACACGAAGCUGCUCACCCUGAAGGAGCAUGGCAAGCCGACCAAGCACCUCUCGUUCGAUCCCAAGGGUAGCAUGCUGGCUCUUUCAUGCACCGACGGAGUCAUCUACGUCUAUUCUUUGACGGCCGAGCAUCCGGAGCUUAUCCGCAAGGUCGAUGGUGUCAUUGGACGGAUCGAAACGGAAUCCGAGGCCUCGUGUAGGGCGGCGUGGCACCCCGACGGCCGCGCAUUCGCUGUACCAACGCCAACAAGGGAUAUCCAGGUCGUGUCCAAGAAUGAUUGGGAGAAGCAGCGCGUUUUCUCCCAUGGUCACGAUGGCGACAUCACCUCGGUUGCCUGGUCUCCGAACGGGGCCCUCCUCGCAUCGGCGGGCAAGGAUAAGAAGCUGCUGAUAUGGCAGACCAAGGACCAGGCGGUCAUCGCGAGAUAUGAGUACCCAAAUGUCAUUGACAUUGCUUGGCACCCGACCAAAAAUCUGGCAUCUUUCACCACUUCCGAUGGCGAGGUCUUCAUAUGCGACGAGUUUGUCCCAGAACAAUUUGUCUCCCUGUUGAGCCUACCCAAACAGUCUGCCCCGUUCAUCCAUGACCCUCUAGCAGAGAUUGGCCCCAAUGGGCGCAGGCCAGAGACAAACGGCACCAGCUUGCCAUCACGCCCAAGGAGGGGGUCCUUGGACAGUCUUGACGAUCUCCUGGACGGUAAUUUGGAAGACGACGAUGACGGCUUUGUGGUGGAUGAUGAUGGGGCCGGUUACACACUCAAUGCCGCCAGGAAACGUGCCGCUGACGACGAUGACGUCUUCGACCAGCGUCCCAGCAAGCGUGGGAACUUUGUCCAGCCGCAGCUUCACCCAUCCUUCCAGCCGGGAUCAACUCCUUGGCGUGGCAACCGCAAGUAUUUGUGUCUGAACCUGAUCGGCUUCGUGUGGACAGUGGAUCAAGACUCCCAUAACACCGUGACGGUGGAGUUCUACGAUCACGAAUACCACCGAGACUUUCACUUCACCGACACGUUCCUCUACGACAAGGCGUGUCUGACCGAGAGGGGCACACUCUUUUCCUGCCCGCCUAAAGACGACGCUCCAGCAGUCGUCUUCUACCGCCCGCAUGAGACAUGGACGCAGCGGACCGACUGGCGCAUCGAGCUGCCCAAGGGCGAAGCAGUCUUGGCCAUGUCGCUCAGCGACACGUUCAUCACCGUGACAACUACUGGGAACUAUGUCCGGAUAUACACAUUGUUUGGCAUUCCGUACCGGGUAUAUAGACCCAAGAGCACGCCCAUUGUCACCUGCGCCAGCUGGAGGGACUACUUCCUGACCAUGGGCAACGGGCCCGUCGGCGCCGACGGCAUGUGCCGGCUGCUGUACACCAUUGAAAACAUUAAGCGGGACGAGGUCUGCCAGAACGAGGAUACGGUAGCGCUGCCAGAAGGCGCCACGGUCAAAAGCGUGUUCUUCUCCGACAACGGGGACCCCUGCAUCUACGACUCAACCGGCACGCUCCUGACCCUCCUCCACUGGCGCCAGCCUUCUCGCGCCACCUGGAUUCCGCUCCUGGACACCAAGCUGCUUCCACGUCUCGCCUCGGGCCGCAAGCGCGAAACCUACUUCCCCAUCGCCGUCGCCGACAACAAAUUCCACUGCAUCAUCCUCAAGGGAGGCGACCAAUACCCUUACUUCCCGCGCCCCCUCCUCUCCGAGUUCGACUUCUCCAUCCCCUUGACCUCGGCCCCUGCCAAAAAGCCCCGCAAAAACAAACCCACAAACCCCCACGGCGGCAACGGCUCGGACGAAGAGAUGCUCUCCUCCCCCGACUCCGACACUGAAGAGCCCACCCCGCAAUCCGAAUCCCUCGCGCUCACUCAGACCUACCUCCAGAAAUCACUCCUCGCCUCUCAGCUCGCCGACCUGCUCUCCGCCACCCGCCCCACCGCCUCCCAGCGGGCCUUGCUCGCGCGUCUCGAAGUGGACAUCGACAAAACGCUCCUGCAGAUGCUGGCCAUCGAGUGCCGCGAAGGCGGGGAAGAGAGGGGCAUGCGCGCGUUGGAGAUUGUUCAGCUGAUGCGGGAUCGCAGUGGGCGGAUGGUGGAGGCGGCCGGGAAGAUCGCGGGGAGGUAUGGGCGGGCUUUGCUGGGGGAGAAGAUUAGGGAGUGGGGGGAAGAGGUCGCUGGUGGCGCGGGGGAUGGGUGUGAGGAGGGGGAUGAGUUUGAUUAG
This is a messenger RNA of Parathielavia appendiculata, 2773 nucleotides long. Its product is annotated as WD40 repeat-like protein. Gene Ontology annotation, cellular component: nuclear replication fork. Lineage: Eukaryota; Fungi; Ascomycota; Sordariomycetes; Sordariales; Chaetomiaceae. The record is from RefSeq and is a predicted model, not a curated record. Gene Ontology annotation, molecular function: chromatin binding; protein binding. The coding region runs from base 173 to 2773 and encodes 866 amino acids. Gene Ontology annotation, biological process: mitotic cell cycle; DNA-templated DNA replication; DNA repair. The transcript is spliced from 2 exons.